GUGUAAUUUCUUAGACUCCAAAGACACACUUGCGACUUUAGAUUUUUUAUUUAUUUUCUGUGUUCAUUUUGGUAAGCCUAUAGGAUAAACUUUAUUAAAUAAGUCAUUUAUUAAAGUCACUUUAAUAAAAUAAAAGCAAAUAAAUAUUUACCGUACAGGUAAAACUAAACAAAAGGUAAAUUAUUCUUAUUAUCCUUCUGUACUUAUCCUUUAAAUGUUAUAUUUUGCCGAUGCAAUAAUUAAAUAAGUACUUUUGAUUUGUGAAAACCGUCAUAAUUUUUAUGUGGACUAACAUCAUCUCAUUUUCAGUUAUAUUAAAAUUAGAUUCAAAGUUUCGUAACCUGAACUCCAUUAAGGUAUUUUUACUUGUACACAAAAUGUUUCGAUUUGAUAGAAUCUUAAGUCAAAACAUCUUGAUUUUCGCAUUAUCACUAUUUUUCGCAAUGUUGCAAUCUUUAUUACGAUUUCUACCAUUUCUACACGAUCUCAGCAUUUCCUUGAUAUCUUAAAAUGAUAUCCAGUACCUAAUCUGGACCACUUUAAUGUCUACAUGGUCAAUUUCCCUUUCAUUUGAUGAGAUAUUACGUUAUCAUUUUUUUUUUAAAUAUAAAAUAUAACAUUUUCUUUACCUACAUAAUAUCCAAAACUUUCUGACCCGCUCCACAUUUUGUGGGCAAUUAACGAAAUUUCACCUGUAGGUUUUAAAAAAAAACUCUCGAUUCUUUUUCGUCUUUAGUUUUCUUUUUAUUUCACAAUAUUAUGGGGCUUUUUUGGAAAGGGAAAGUGAAAACUGGAAUUUCAAGUAAUAUUCUGAGAUUUCGCUAGUGUUGUAUUGUGGUCAUUGCAAUAAAAAAUCGCAGCUGUAAACUGUUUCUAUCCCAACUACAUUAUUAAAAAAAAAUUGUUCGUAAUCGAGAUCAAUUUUUUUUAGACUGCAAAGACACCAUUGCUGCAGCAUGGCACUAAUUUGAACUGAUAAAGAGAUCUUUUAAUACAAAGAAACUAUUGACCUCCUCUUCUUGCAACUGCAUUUCAGAGAUCGUCGUGGUAAACGGCCAUGACCCUGUUUCUGUUUGAUCUUUAACUGCGCUUUUAAGAGGCAUACAAAUUGCACAAAUUCCAAUACGAAAUUCAGCGUAAUAUGUAAAUCAGCUAAAUUCAUUUGUCCCAUUGAGCUUGAUCAUGUGUAAUCUGCGUAGUGCUAACAAGAAUUUAGCAAUAAAUCCUUGAAAAUGAGAUUACACAAAAAAAAUGUUGUAAGUCUUAUUCGAUCAUUCAGAGCAAAUAAAAGAUUUAUAAUAAGUAAUAGUUUUCUGAAUUAUUUUUUUGUGAAAAAAACAGCAAAAUGGUAAUAAAGUAAGUUACCUCUAUCGAAUAAAUGCAAAUUAUGUAUAUAUAGAUUAAAAAUUGCAUAAUAAGUAGACUAUCAAGACUUAUUGAUAAAAGUAAAAAUAAUUAAAUAUUUGUCGUAUAUGUAUGCUAUGCUUUGUCACUUUGAAAAGAGGUAAAUUAAACUGAGGCGUGAGCUCCAUUCAUCAUACACAACAAUUUAUUUAAGGAAUUUCCAAUGUUGAUUUUCCAAGAAGCUCAAGUUGCGUAAGAGUACCAAAUUUUUACGUAGAAAAAACAUUUUCCUAUUAAAAAGCAGGAAAUUAAAAUACCAUAGUAAAUAUUAGAGGUAUCUAGUUUUUACUUCAAUAAUAAGUGCCUAAAAUUAAAUAUUUGGAAGACAAUUCCGCAGAUUUCUUGAGGAAACAUUUCAUAACUCCAUUUAACGGCUCUAGCUCACGUUUUUGAUUUAUCAAAGGUACAUAAAUCAUUAUCCCGCCAUACGAUCGUCCAUCGUCCGCGAUUUGACACAAUUAUGUAUUCAGUGUUUCAUGUGGCGUUGGCAAUGUUUCAUAAAAAAUGUUUCAACAUAAUUUCUGUACGAAGUGACUGGCGAACCUAUCACGAUUAAAGUCGAAUUAAUGAAGAAAAAUAAAAUUUACAAAAAAAUAUACUAAAGUUUUUUGAGAAAAACCUAAAAUAUUCAAUAUUACAACAAAAAAAACAUCAAGAUUGGUUUUAGGAUAGUGAAAUUGUGCACAAGUGACAAUGUUUUCCCUCAAUUACCAUAGUCAACAAAUACUUUUCCACCUAAGUCAAGCAACACCCAAAAGAAAUAAUGUUACCCUAAAGAAACAGAAAACGAAGAAAAAUGUGGUUACACAGCAUCAUAAUAUCGAUAGGGCGAUUUUCUGCCCAAUCAGUUUUGCCGAGGUCAUUCGCAACAUGCGUUAUUCUCCGUUUCCUGCAAGUCAAAUGCUAUCAAACAUCAAUCUGGAACAUCUAUGCUUUGUUCUUUAUCCAGAAAAAAGGGUACUUAAAGAAAAAUCCCAGUUUUCCGUGAGUUACGUUCCGGAAGAUUCGUUUAAUACAAAUCGUGUAGGAAGUAGGGUAAUAGCAGAAAUUUCGGGAAACCUUUUGAGUAAAAAGGUCACUAAUAGUCUUAAGACCGGCAUACAGAUCCGUAGCUUUAAGACUGAUCGAUCAGUUGUUGCUGAGAUGAAAAGGAAUCCAGGCAUAAUGUCUCGAGUCCGGGAUGCAUUCGGUCCAAAUCGUAGUACUACAACACUCGAUUCGCCUAGUCCCACAUCUAGUAGUGAGACGUUGACUAAACUAUUACAGCAAGUAGAUGAUGCGGGGGUUAAUGGGGAGCAGAAACAAAGACUAAAGGUGGCCUUUGCCGAAGGAUACCUAGCUGCAAACAAUACCGAUGGGUCCAAAGGUAGCCGAACGAUGAAGUACCUCAAGGUACUUCAACAGAUCGUUAUUAUAUUAGUAUUUCUCGGAAUUUUCUUCAGUCUCUUCUCUUCAACAAGUGGCUCAGUCUUUAGUAAUUCCCAAAAUAGGAUUCAGCUAGGCAACCAAGUUGAAGUGGACCCUGAAGAAAUCAGUGUUACCUUUGAGGAUGUCAAGGGCUGCGACGAGGCAAAGCAAGAAUUGAAGGAGGUGGUGGAAUUUCUAAAAAAUCCUGACAAGUUUUCCAAUUUGGGAGGAAAAUUGCCCAAGGGCGUACUGUUGGUGGGACCCCCAGGCACUGGAAAAACUCUCCUAGCACGUGCAAUUGCUGGUGAAGCUGGUGUGCCAUUUUUCCACGCCGCUGGACCGGAAUUCGAUGAAGUUUUGGUGGGACAAGGAGCUAGACGCGUUAGAGAUUUAUUUAAAGCUGCAAAAGAGAGAGCUCCGUGUGUAAUUUUUAUUGAUGAGAUAGACUCGGUAGGAGCUAAAAGAACCAACUCCGUACUACACCCAUAUGCAAACCAAACUAUAAAUCAGCUUUUGUCCGAAAUGGAUGGCUUUCAUCAAAAUGAGGGAGUCAUUGUUUUGGGCGCUACUAAUAGACGAGACGAUCUAGAUCAAGCCCUUUUGCGCCCUGGACGAUUUGACGUAGAAGUUGUGGUACCGACACCAGACUUUGGAGGACGUAAAGAAAUUCUCACACUUUACCUGGCAAAAAUUCUUCAUAAAGAUAUCGACAUUGACACCCUAGCGCGUGGUACAACAGGUUUUACAGGAGCUGAUUUGGAAAAUAUGGUAAACCAGGCUGCUCUACGAGCUGCCAUUGAUGGAGCCGAAGUGGUAACGAUGAAACACCUUGAGAGUGCUCGUGACAAAGUUCUUAUGGGUCCCGAGAAAAAAGCCCGCGUGCCAGAUGAGGAGGCAAAUAAAAUUACGGCUUACCAUGAAGGUGGGCAUGCAAUAGUUGCGUAUUUUACAAAAGAAUCCCAUCCAAUUCACAAAGUCACAAUUAUGCCACGGGGUCCCUCGCUUGGACACACAUCUUAUAUACCAGAGAAGGAACGCUACCAUGUAACAAAAGCUCAACUUCUGGCCAUGAUGGAUACAAUGAUGGGUGGUAGGGCAGCAGAAGAAUUAGUUUUUGGACCAGAGAAUAUUACAUCCGGAGCUGGAAGCGACCUCAAGCAAGCUACUUCAAUUGCAACGCAUAUGGUUAAAGACUGGGGAAUGUCAGAAAGAGUGGGCCUACGCACCAUUGAAGGUGCAAAAGGAUUGCAACCCAGUGAAUCUCUUGGUCCCAAUACAGUUGAGCAGGUUGAUGCAGAGAUUAAAAAAAUUUUAAGUGAUAGCUAUGAGAGAGCUAAAGCUAUUCUUAAAGCACAUCCAAAGGAACACAAAGCCCUUGCCGAAGCGCUCCUAAAGUACGAAACGCUCGAUUCUGAAGAUGUGAAAGCCAUCAUGGGAGGUUCCAAAAUUUCACAAGAGUCAAAAACAUCAUAGAGAUUGAAAAAAAAAUAGAAAUAAAAAGGAUGAUUGAAUUGAAUAAUCUAAUUUUAAAUAAACCCAUGAAACUAA
Lutzomyia longipalpis is the source of this 4359-nucleotide messenger RNA. It is a transcript of the gene YME1L, whose product is annotated as ATP-dependent zinc metalloprotease YME1L. Gene Ontology annotation, molecular function: ATP-dependent peptidase activity; ATP binding; metalloendopeptidase activity. Gene Ontology annotation, biological process: protein quality control for misfolded or incompletely synthesized proteins; mitochondrion organization. The transcript is spliced from 6 exons. Lineage: Eukaryota; Metazoa; Arthropoda; Insecta; Diptera; Psychodidae. Gene Ontology annotation, cellular component: mitochondrial inner membrane. The record is from RefSeq and is a predicted model, not a curated record. Bases 2098 to 4284 code for a protein of 728 amino acids.